CCACCUUGCCUGUAUAGUGCGAAGACGAUGUCGACACCGUGGAACAUGUGACUACUAUUGCUAAAGGUCAUAGGUGAAGUAAUUGUGACUCAUACCUGAAUUAUCUCAUUUGUGUCAAAAGGUCUAUCAGUUGUGUCAUCAAAAUCCCGGACCUUGCAGUGUUGGUUGGCAUCACCACAUGUUAUCCGUAACUGGUCUAUGUGACAGCUGUUAAUAUGACGGUUAUGAACGCUUCCAUUUGUUUGCUGAUAGUUCACAUAUACAUGUUUGGCAUCGUGAAUUUAUACAUGUUACCAAACCCGGAACCUAUAUGUAAGUACAAGGAAUUGACCGUUGACUGCAGCCACAAAACACUUAUGACUAUUCCACAUGGCCUGCCAAGAAAUACUAAACGUCUUAUAUUGUGUCACAACAGUAUUGCAAGACUCACAGCUAUAUCAUUCAAAGGUCUUCCCAAGCUUGAGUUUCUGGAUUUGUCAUACAAUAGCCUUUCACACAUCGAUGAUGCUGCUUUCGCAUCGAUGCCACGCCUUAAAGAACUACUUCUGGGUCAUAAUGAAAUUGGAAAGUCACUACCACCUGCAACAUUCAGAAUGCUGACAGAACUCACUCGGCUUGAUCUCAGUCAUAACUUGAUUGAUUCCAGCAAAACCCAACUUCUCUUUGGACUGAACAAGCUUUCUUAUCUCAACUUAGCACAAAACAAGUUAAAAUCUGUUAAUCUGGGACAACAUUUGAAUUUGACUGAUUUAAAAAUGCUGAACUUGUCCAGAAAUAUAAUUGAUGGUCUUCGUAGAGAUGAUUUUGCUGGAUUGAAUGGAUCAUCCCUUAAUACAUUAGACAUAUCGUGCAAUAAUAUCACAGUUAUUGAAGAUGACGUCUUCCAAGGAUGUACUAUAAAGAGCUUCAACAUAAGCGAGAGCUUUGCUAAAAAUUCAUCUGUGUUGGUGAAGAGCCUAGUUGGCAACCUCAAGGGUAAACAUUUACAAGAAUUAAAGCUACAGAAUCUGAAUCUUACUCGCCUAAACAAUGGAACAUUUGAAGGAUGGGACACAGAGACGUUAUCGGUCUUAGAUCUUUCUUUGAACAAGAUCACUGUGAUUGAAAACCAAGACACAUUCCAUGGGCUUGGUAAACUUAAGUAUCUUAAUCUUGAUGCAAAUGGUCUAACAGGUUUCAACAACAAGAUAUUCCUGGAACUUAAAUCACUUGAGCAAUUAUCACUGAAUCAGAAUAACAUAACGAUUUUGAAAAAGAACAUGUUCUCAGAGGGCAUUCCUUUGCCGAUCACUUAUCUGUAUCUUAGAAACAGUAAUAUCAACAAGAUCGAAACCGGAGCCUUCAGUGGAUUUGAUCGUCUUGAGAAUUUGAAAAUGUACAAUAAUAGUAUUGAUGGAACACUCAACAAUUCAUGUUUUCAGGGUCUUGUGAACAUUAAAUUGUUAGACUUGGGGAAAAACAAACAUAUACAUUUAAGUCCAGGGACAUUUUCUAUCAUGCCAACCCUUAAAUAUUUAUAUCUCAACCUCAAUCUGCUUACUAUUGACCCUUCAAAGCUUUCUCCAUUCACAAACUUGACUCUUCUGAAAACCCUUGAUUUAAGUAACAACAAUAUGGACACUGUUCCUUUCUUUGAUGACUUAAAAUCGCUUGAAACGCUUUAUCUACAACACAAUAACUUAGUUUUACUCUGGAAGAAGACUCACUCAGGAGGCCCAGUCUUUAUGCUACGAAAUCUCACUAAACUCCAGAACUUGCAUUUAGGCUGGAAUGGGUUAGAUAACAUUCCCCCAAUGGCUUUUCAGGAUCUCCACUCUCUAAAGUAUGUUAGUUUAAUAUAUAAUAAAUUAAAUCGUCUCCCUGAUGAACUUUUCAAUAAUACACGAAAACUUCAAAAUCUUUAUCUGCACAAUAAUAUGUUUACCUUGGUCAAUCAGUCUAACCUUGCCUACGUUCUUCCAUCCCUGAAAGUCUUGAGCAUGAACUUCAAUCCUUUCUCCUGCAGCUGUGACCUUGAAUGGUUUAGGUUGUGGAUUGGUAAAACAGACAUUGACAUUGUGGAUGUUGAGAAAUAUGAAUGCUUCUCACCACCGUCUAUGUCUAAACAGCCUGUAUUGUCAUAUAUGCCAUCACGGUGGACCUGUGAUGGAAUCCCCCCGACGUGGUUCUGGGGUAUUAUAAUAGCCAUUGCUGUUGUAGUCAUGAUUCUCAUUGCCACUGGUAUCAGAUAUCGAUGGCAUAUAAAAUUUCGAUUUCUGCUUAUAAAAGCACGUUUCAGGAACUAUACACCACUUGAAGGACAAGAUGCAGAAUACCGCUACGACGCAUUUGUCUCGCACAGUAGCAAGGAUGAAGAAUGGAUUAUUCAGAAACUUCUGCCAGAGUUGGAGGAAAAUGGCUCACCAAAGUUUAAAAUGUGUUACCAUGAAAGAGAUUUCACAGGUGGGAAAGCUAUUGUGGAUAACAUUAUCGAGUGUAUUGCAGAAAGCAGAAAGACUAUUUGUGUUAUAUCUGAACACUUUCUUGAAAGUGAAUGGUGUAAAUAUGAGCAAACGAUGGCACUCCAUCGACUAUUUGAUGAUCACAAAGAUGUACUCAUUCUAGUAUUGCUCAAAAAAGUGCCAGACAAAAAACUCACAAAGUAUGAGAAAAUGCACAAGUUAAUGAAAAGAAAAACCUACUUAGAAUGGCCAGGAAAUAGUCCUGAGAAACAACAAGUUUUCUGGCAAAAAUUGAGAAAUGCUCUUAUGUGUGGUGUUAAGCCUUCAAAAAAUAUAGAUUUAUAA
Saccoglossus kowalevskii is the source of this 2786-nucleotide messenger RNA. Its product is annotated as toll-like receptor 4. Gene Ontology annotation, cellular component: plasma membrane. The record is from RefSeq and is a predicted model, not a curated record. NCBI's taxonomy places the organism in Eukaryota, Metazoa, Hemichordata, Enteropneusta, Harrimaniidae. Gene Ontology annotation, biological process: immune response; inflammatory response; toll-like receptor signaling pathway. Gene Ontology annotation, molecular function: protein binding; transmembrane signaling receptor activity.